AUGAUCUACGUUCUGUGCCGGCUGCUUCUGGCAUGUUUUCUCUCACUUCCUGUGUUUGCAGCGUCUGCUCAGGACUGGCAAAAGCGGUCUAUAUACCAACUCGUAACGGACAGAUUUGCCACUUCAGAUGGCACAUCGCCCGCUUGUGACACUUCAAAAAGAGAAUACUGUAAUGGUACCUGGCAGGGGGUCAUCGGAAAGCUCGACUACAUUCAGAACAUGGGAUUCGAUGCCAUCUGGAUAUCUCCCGUAGUUGCGAACAUCGAGGAAACAACUGCAGAUGGUCAGGCGUAUCACGGAUACUGGACCGAAGACCAGAAUUCUCUGAAUCCUCACUUUGGCACAUCCGAUGAUCUAAAACUGCUCAGCACGACACUACACGAACGCUCCAUGUACCUCAUGAUCGACGUCGUCGUCAACCAUAUGGCUGCGACUGCACUCCCACCGAACCUGAACUACUCCGCCUUCGCGCCUGCAAACUUCUCCAAAUCGUCCGACUUCCAUCCUUUCUGCUGGAUUACCGACUACAGCAACCAGACCAACGUCGAGCAAUGCUGGCUAGGGGACAGCAACGUUCCGCUUGCGGACGUGGACACAGAGGAUCCAAGCAUUGUGACAUUCUUAAACGGCUGGAUACAUGACCUUGUGCAGGUUUACGGCGCCGAUGGAAUUCGCAUCGACACCGUGAAGCACAUCCGUAAGGACUUUUGGCCGAACUUCACGGCGUCCGCCGCAGUGUGGUCUAUUGGAGAAGUCCUCGACGGCGACGUCCAGUACGUCAGCCAAUACACAGAGGUCCUCGAUGCGGUGCUUGAUUACCCUGCGUUCUAUCCGCUGACGGCUGCCUUUGGAAACACGAGUGGCGAUCUCAGCGCUCUCGCGCAGACUGUGCAGAAAGAACAAAGCGCGUAUCGCCUUGGCACGUCCAUGACGGGUUCGUUCCUCGAAAAUCAGGAUAAUCCGCGCUUCCAGUCGUUCCAGACUGACCAGGCGCUGGUGUUGAAUGCAAUGACAUGGCCAUUCGUGCAAGACGGCGUUCCUAUCCUCUAUUACGGACAGGAGCAAGGCUACACUGGAGCAAACGAUCCGUACAACCGAGAGGCUCUGUGGCUGUCUGGCUACGAGGAAGACAAGCCGCUGGUAAUCCACGUGCGCAUGCUCAAUGCCGCGCGCAAGGCUGCCGUCGCAUCCAGCGGCAACUUCCUUUCGACGCAGCUCACAUUCCUCACCACGACGAAGAACGCGCUGGCAGUAUCGAAGCCGCCCAUGCUCGCCCUGCUAUCAAACGGCGGGAGCUCAUCGAACCCGUCGUGGAGCGUGCCGAACGCAGGGUACAAGAGUGGCGAGACGCUCAUCGACGCGGUGUCGUGCAACACCCUAAAGGCGGAUAAGCAAGGCGGCGUGAGCGCGCAAAGCUUCAACGGUACGCCGAAGGUAAAUAGUUUGCUGUAUCGACCAAUAGGUCCAUGUUCGCACUCAUUCCGGACCUCCCACUCCCUGUUGUAG
Molecule: messenger RNA, 1506 nt
Organism: Postia placenta MAD-698-R-SB12
Lineage: Eukaryota; Fungi; Basidiomycota; Agaricomycetes; Polyporales; Adustoporiaceae
Product: glycoside hydrolase family 13 protein
Exons: 8
Coding region: 1-1506 (501 amino acids)
Biological process (GO): carbohydrate catabolic process
Molecular function (GO): calcium ion binding; alpha-amylase activity
Source: RefSeq, a predicted model, not a curated record